Anolis sagrei ordinatus is the source of this 1683-nucleotide messenger RNA. The record is from RefSeq and is a predicted model, not a curated record. NCBI's taxonomy places the organism in Eukaryota, Metazoa, Chordata, Lepidosauria, Squamata, Anolidae.
CCUCGAGAGUCAGCUGACUGGGCUUCAAGGAACUGCGGCGCGCGCCUUGCCCUCGAGCCACACCUGGCCUCAGAGCCCCAUUGAUUGGGAGACAUGGCCGAGAGCGAGGGGGUCGUGGUGGGAAAUGGAACGCAAGUGUCUUACAUUGGUCAAGACUGCAAGAAAAUUCCAGAAUUUCUUGGCAGAAAAUAUGGAAACAUUGCAAAAAGGCUGGAUCUUAGCUUCAAUUUACUAAAGUCACUGGAAGGACUGGAGACAUUUAGCGGCUUGGAAGAACUCAUCUUGGACAACAAUCUCCUCGGGAAUGACCUCCAGUUGCCCAGGUUACCACACCUCCAUACCCUGACGCUGAACAAGAACCAAAUAACAGAAUUGGAGAGCCUGCUGGAUCAUUUAUCUGAAGUAGUUCCUGCCUUGGAGUAUCUGAGUUUGCUGGGAAAUACAGCAUGCCCAAAUGAAUUGGUCUGCAAAGACAAGGAUGAGGGAGACUACCAAAGGUACAGGUAUUUUGUUCUGCACAAAUUAGCCAACCUGAAGUUUUUGGAUUCUCGGAAAGUAAGCAAAACUGAACGCGAGGAAGCCAUUGUGAGAGGUGCUUUUAUGAAGAUAGUGAAGCCCAUGGAUACCAAGGUCUCAACUGAUGGUGCCUCGAUUUCUCCUCAGAUGAACUAUACACCAUUGCCAUCUGGAUCAAGGGACCUCACCAACCACAGGGGUGUUUUAGGGAAAUGCCGGUAUGUCUAUUAUGGGAAGCAUUCGGAAGGCAACCGGUUUAUACGGGAUGACCAGCUCUGAGGGAGACUGCCUCUGCAAAAUGCUUUACACAGGGACACACACACAGCUUCCACCUCUUUAAAAGGAAAAGAAAAAAGGAUGCAUCAACCAAAGUCCUCCAGUUCCUUCUGCUGACUUUGCCAGACCUGUCAAAACCAUCCUUCUGCUUUAGCCUGAGUAGUCACAUAGAGAUUGACAUGAUUGCCUCUAAGCAGGUCCCAUCCACCAGUGUGACAGACAGCUGCAGCAAAGCACCAGGCCUGACAGGAAGAACACCAUGAUGGAUUGCCCGGCCCAACUGCUGCUCGCCGGAGAGCAAAGGUCACACCUGGGGCCCCACUGAGCAUGCUCAGCUGCUUUUCAGAGAAGCCCCCAUCUUUAUCUGCAGCUUGCCUGUUGAGCGAGAAAACUAUCUUUAUCGAAAAUGGCUGCAGUCUGAGAAUUUCAGAGAGCACCAGCUCCUUAUCUGUCUCUAUUGUCCUCAGGUAUCUAAUGCUAACACACAAAGUAGAUGUAUCACAUGUAGAACAGCACAGUUCACUUGUUUUUAUGUGGGAAACUAAUAAAAGCAUCUGAAAUGUCAUUUAACUGCAAAUGCUGGGGAAAAUGGGUCUUCCUUGACAAAAUUCAGGCAUGUUUGUAUUUUUUCGUAACUUAGCAGCCAAGAUAGAAAAAUAAUUGCGGUAGUAGUUGUUGUGUGAUCAUUUGUAUUUGGGAGUAUAGGAACAAUAACUGCAAAAGACGGACAGCAGAUAGGGAUAUCGGAGAGUUGUCAUGAAAAAAUUAAUUUGGGGGAAAGAGAUUAAUUGCACUCCCUAUGAGAGAGCACACACAUUUGUUUCUACUUCGUAAGUGACAUUUGUUACUAUGUAUUCAUCAAUAUCCAAAUAAAGCAAAUCCUGUCCCUUG